CUCUUCCAAGGGGUGGAGUCUGAAGAGGUAGUCACCAUUUAACAGGAGAGGAGAGGUGUGCCGCUGACAGAGAGAAACAGAGAGAGGGAAUCAGCAGAAGAGGGAGGACUGCUAAACACACUGGGAUUGAGAAUACACACAGUCAAAGGAUGUUCAAGAAGAAGGAGUCUUACAGCCCUGCUAAGAUUAGCCAGGAUCAGGUCGGUGAGCUGACUUUCCUGAUAGCACGCAUGCAGAGGAAUGCUGACCAGGUGGAAAAAAACAUCUUGCAGGCUGAAACUCUCCUGGCCUCCGACAAGCAGAAUGAGCAGAAGAAGCUGCCCCUCCGGCACCAGAAGGAGGCCGCAGACAACCUGGCCGAGGCAGAGGGGCUGCUGAGGGACCUGUUCCUGGACGUGGACAAAUCCAAGAAGCUCCACCACCCACAGGGUCAUGAGAUUGAGACAGAUGUCAGCAAUCUCCAUGACCGCUGGUUUAAGGACUGUGCGGACUAUCGCGAUCUGUAUGAGCAGGUGGAUGAUGUGAACCGCAAGCAGCGCUUUGACUGGGGCCAGGGGCUUGCUGAGAAACAGAAACAAGUGGAUUCAGAUGAAUAUGGCCCCAACCUGUCAGAUGUGGAGAAGCAGAUCGCCUCCCACAACAUCCUGCACAAGGAGAUAGAGAGCUACAGGUCCCAGCUGAGGACCAGCACACCUGGUGUAAAGGAGGAUUUUGAAGCCAUUCAAAGGCAGUAUUCAAAGCUGCUGGAGAGCUCCCUAGCCCGCCGGAACAACCUGGCCACCCUGUAUGAGUACAUGAGUGGCUGCAACAAGGAACUGGUGUACCUGAGCGAGCAGCAGGACAGAAUUGCCAGCAGAGAUUGGAGCGACCGCAUGGUGGAUGCUCCUAGUGUGCGUAUGGACUAUGAGAGAUUCAAAAACAGUGGACUGUUAACGCAUGAAAGUGAGGUCACCAGACUCCAGGAAGAGGGGGACAACCUUGUUGACAUUGCCCACCCAGCUAGCUCAAUGAUUAAGUCUCUUAACGAUGAGGUCCAAAGUGAGUGGCAGAGUUUCCUCAACCUCUGCAUUUGCCAAGAGACACAUCUGGACAAUGUUGAGGAUUAUAAGAGGUAUCAACUGGACAUGGAAACCUUCUCUGAGUCCCUGAAGAGGAUCAACUCCACCAUGGACCCCACAUUGCUUGAGAACAUGAGUAACCUUGAGAAGCAGAUGCACAUAGAGGGAGAGGAGAGGGCGGUUGAGAGGAAUGAGCAGCGUUUGGCUGACCUGAAAGAGCUCAGCACCACUAUUGCCCCACUCCCACUCCGCCGCACCCACCCCACCAAACCAGCCACUGUGGUGGCCCUGUGUGACUGGACCACUGGCAAGACAUCAGUGCAGAGAGGGGACAGGUUCACCAUGAAGUCCAAUGACAACGAUGAGACAUGGGAGGUUCAAACCAGCAGUGGUCAGACCAAGGCACUGCCUUCUGCCUGCUUACUGAUCUUGCCUCCAGACAAGGAUGCCAUUGCAAGGGUGGAGAGUUUGGGUGCACAGCUUGAGGACCUCAAGAGGAGGAGAGCUGCUCUGCUGACCCCAGUGAAGCCCAAGGCCGCCAGUGUUCGUCUGGAGAGCCCACAGGACAAGCCACAGGACAAGCCACAGGCCAAAGAGCUCUCGUCCCGCUUGGACAAGGUCAGUGACGACCUUGUAAAGGCAGAGAAGGACAUCCUCAAUCGUGUCAGAGCCCCACUGGACCGCAAGAACCCCACACGUGAUCUGUCCAACCGAAUUGAUGCUCAUGAGAAAACUGCCUUGGUGCUGAAUCACCUGGAGGCAGAGAAGGCAUCUGUUCAGAGGGACAUGAAACCCCUCGUGUCCCAAACACCCCUGGGUCCUAUCACAUCAACACUACCUACAAAACUGAGUGCAGCCAAUAACAAGAUCGACAACAUUUCUGCUCUUUCUGACAGCUACAAGAAGAAGGCCAAUGCAACCAUGUUCUUGGAGAAUCAGAUUAAGAAGGUGGACACCAUGAUAUCUGGAUUUGAGCAACAACUUGUCAAGAAUGACGUAAUUCCUGAUGAACCCAAUGCCAUCCAGACAAGUACCCAACAGCUUCAGACUCUCCGUCAAGUUGUAGCCUCCAAGAAUGAUGAUAUGCUUAAGCUGGGCCGAGACUUUGAGACCACAGCACAGCUGUGUAGUUCCAUGCAGAAAAGCUUCCAUGAAUAUUGUCCAGACAUUCGCCGUCAAGAGGCAGAGGUCAAACGCCUAAAGAACCGCUAUGCCAACAUCAACAAUCAGCUGAAGGAGAGGUCCCCUCAGCUACAGGACAUAGCCAAUAAGAACCAGGACUUCCAGACCACUGUCAAAUCUGUGAAUGCCUUCUUGAUAAACAUGCCCAAUAACAAGUUACAGCCAUACGACAGUCUUGCUCAAAUUAAUGCCAAACAGAACUCUCAGAAGAGGGUGGUGGAGGACAUCAAGAGGAAAUCAGAUGAUGUGGAUCGUGUAGUAGUUCUGUCCGGAGAUCUGCAGAAACUCCUGAAUGAGUAUAACGGAAACUCUCAAAAGUACCACAACACUUUGAAUAUCUCAGAGGACCUAGAUGAAGACAGCUCUGACUCCUCUGACCUAAUUGACUCUGUGCAGCAAAAGGAAAGGAACAUCCUAAAUCUCUACUCUGAAGUGUCAGCAGAGAAUGAUCAGCUGCUCAACCAAAUGUCUCUGGCCAAAAACAUCAUCAAUAAGAAUGAUGAGGUUGUGAGCCAGGUUGUAGUGAAACAGCAGAUGCAGCUGCAGAGCCAGCAGAGGAGCCUGGAGGAGGUGGAUGGCCUCAAGAGAGACCUUGGGGAUGAGGUCAGCAGACGCUCUCAUGCUGAGAAUGAUCUGGAGAUAUACAAGAAGAGACUACAAUCUCUCAGGAGCAGAAGAGGGGUGGAACGUCUGGAGGAGAAGGAGAUUGUGCAGUACUACCGUGACCCCAAGCUGGAGAGGGACUUGGAGACUCUCAAGAGAAAGAUUGAGGACGAGUCUGGGAGGCGCACAGGAACCCACACAGAGAUUGAAGUUAGCAAGCAAAAAAUUGUUCGCCUGGAACGUGAGCUGGCAAGUAUCGAACCCAAAAUGGUGACUAAGGUUGUCACUGAAUUUGAAAGAGACCCUCAGCUGGACAAGGAGGCUGAAAAAAUGAGACAGGAGAUGCGCAGACUGAGAGAGGAGGUGACGGUUCGGCAGACUGAGAGAGUGCAGCUGCAGACCGUAAUCACAACCUUAGAGCACAAGAGACCAACCAUAAGGGAGAAGGUGGUGAAGAAGGAGGUGGUUAAACUGGAAAAAGAUCCAGUCAUGCUGAAAGCUGUUUACACUUUUCAGAAUGAAAUUGCUGAUGAACAACUUAGGAGCAAGGGCUUAAAUGAUGAUAUAUUUCAGACAAGGAGCAAGAUUAACACACUAGAGAGGAUCAUUCCCACAGUGCAGCCUAAAAUAAUAAUCAAGGAAGUGAAGAAGGUGGAGCAGGACCCUGAGCUCCUCACUGAAUCCAAAAGGCUUCACUCUAGCCUAAAUGAAGAAAUGAAGGAAACCAACAACCUGCUGAAGGAGCUCGCAAGUCUCAGACUCCACUAUGGCCAAGUACAGAAACUAAAACCAAAGAUGGAGGUCAAAGAGAUUGUCAAUGAGAUCUACAGAGUGGACCCUGAGACUGAGGUGGAACUGAAACGUUUGAAGAGAGAGCUGCAGCAGUUAGGUCGCCGUCGCACUGAUGUGGAGAGGGAGACAGAGAUAGUCACAGCAGAAGUGGAUGCACUACGUAGUCAGAAGCCCAAAGUGGAGUAUAAAGAGGUGACCCAGGAAGUGAUCAAAGAAGAGAGGAGCCCCGACACAGUCAGGGAGAUGCAAAGGCUGAAUGAGCAGCUCUCACUCUUGAGGAGCACAUAUGAAAGCACCCAGGAUAAAGUCUAUCGUUACCGCAAAGAAAGAGAUGAACUGAAGGCAGAAAAAUCAAAGGUGGAAACUCUGCUUGUGAACAAAGAAGUAAUCAAGUAUGAGAACGACCCUCUAGUAGAGAAAGAAGCUGAUAGACUGAGGAGAGAUGUUCGUGAAGAAACCAAACAACGGCGCAAUGUGGAAGAAGCAGUAUAUGACCUGCAGAAUAAAUACCUCUUGCUUGAGAGGCAAAAGCCAGAAGAAAAGAUUGUGGUUCAGGAGGUGGUACGUCUUGAAAGGGACCCCAGACAAAUCCUGGAACAUGACAGGCUUAACAGAAAUAUGGAUGAUGAAGUGAAAGCCCGCAGGAAGCUGGACUUGGAGGUGAAACAGCUGAGAGCCUUAGUUCAAGAAAAGGAGAAGAACCUGUCGGAGAUGGAUGACAGACAGAAGAAGGUCAUAGUGGAGACUGAGCUAAGACAGAUCAAAUCUCGCAUUCGGGAGCUUGAAAACGCCCCACCACCUAUUGAAGAAAGAAUUGUGAUAGAGGAGGUUCUUAAAGUGGAACGUGACCCCAAACUGGAAAAUCUGACUGACGGCUUGCGUAAUGAUAUGGAAAAUGAAGAAAACAAUGUCUCCCGCCUAGAAAGAGACAUCAGAAACUUAAAGAUUAAGUUGGAAAUCUUGAGAAAAGAGAAAUCAGUGGAAAAGACUGUAUACAAAGAAGUGAUAAGAGUGGAGAAAGACCAAGUUGUUGAGGCUAAGAGAGACAAUCUCAGAGAGCAAGUGUUACAGGUGAGGAAUGCAAGACGUGAUCUGGAGGAUGAAAUACAGCGUCUUGACACCAGACUGACCCGACUGCAUACAUCAAAGACAACCACAUCUCACGAAGAAACUAAUCUGACCCUAAAUAAAGAUGCCCUGCAGCAGGAGAAGAAUAAUCUCUUGGAGGAACUGGGGAAAAUGGAGUCUGAGAGACAGACCAUAUCUGUUACCUUCCAGCAGCAGUCAAAAUUACUCAGUGAGAGGAACCAGCUGAACAGGCAAAAGGGCAUAAAAAUGGAAUCUGAAGUGCAGCGUCUGGAGAGGGACAUCUUGGAUGAAAAGGACAAAAUCCAUAAGAGGGACAUUACAAUCAUGGAGCUACAAAAUGAUGUGAAGAAUGAGGAUCACAAUGAGACUCAUACAAGAGAAACCAAUGUUUCCACUAAAAUCACAAUCCUUGACCCCGAGACUGGAAAAGACAUGUCACCAUACGAUGCCUACGUGGAGGGACUGAUUGAUCGAAAUCAGUACAUUCAUCUCCAAGAACUUGAGUGUAACUGGGAAGAGAUCACAACGGAGGGGCCUGAUGGAGAUACCUCUGUUCUACAGGACCGCAAAAGUGGCAAGCAGUAUUCCAUCACAGAUGCACUGAGGGAUGGGAGAUUGACCCAGUAUGACCUACAGUGCUACAAGGAAGGCAAAAUGUCUAUAUCUGAGUUUGCACUUUUAGUAGCAGGAGGGAAGAAGCCUAAACCCUUUAUCAGUGCUCUGUCUUCCUCCACACCUAAUCUAAGUUCCAUCAAUCCAGGUCCCACCAGCCCGUCCAGCCGCUCCCCUUACAGCUCCAGCAGCUUAUACAACAAGUCUUAUUCGAAUGGAAGUCUCAACAGCCUACUGACCACCCCCAGUGGUGAUGAAAACUUCCCCAUCUCUGGUGUCUUGGAUGCCACUACAGGUAGCCGCAUGUCAGUGCGCAGCGCCUUGACUCGUAAACUCAUUGACCUAGACACAGCUCAAAAGCUGCUGGAGGCUCAGGCAGCCACUGGAGGAAUUGUGGACCUCAACAAGAAGGACCGGUACUCUGUUCAUAAGGCGGCACAGUAUGGCCUCAUUGAUAAAAGUCAGGUGCAUCAGCUGCUCAACGCCCAAAAGGCCUUUACUGGCGUGGAAGAUCCUGUGACCAAGAACCGUCUCUCUGUGGGCCAGGCUGCUCAGAAAGGUUGGAUUCCUUCAGAAAACGCCAUGUGGUAUAUGGAAACACAGUACCUUACAGGGGGUCUAGUGAACCCAAACAAGGCUGGUCGUCUUACUGUCCAAGAAGCAAUUGACACUGAUGUCAUUGAUCAGUUUACAGCAAAAGAGCUUCAGGACGAGGCAUCGCACCUAAAGCUUUUGGUGGACCCCAUAACGAAGGAAAAAAUCACCUUUAAGGAAGCAAUUGCUCGUUGCCAGAAGGAUCACACCACUGGACUCCUACUCCUACCGGCUGCAUCGGCCGAUGCAGGAAGUGCUCCUUCUUAUUCAAACUAUAAUUUCUAAUUUAGGUGUAGCUUAUACAGAUACACUUUCCAGAUUUGCCAGCAGCAAGAAUGCAAAUCUAGGUGAUGAUAACCUAAGCAUUGACACAAGGUUUUUCUGUUAAGUGUUAAGUCAGUACAGUCUUUAAACCUUUUCUUAGAAUGAAAUGACAUAAACUAACUGUGAUUCGCAGAACUGGUAACUGUGUUGGGCUCUCUAACUGUCUCCAUGUAGUGUCCAGUUAGUUAUCUGAAAUAAAUAUAUCUCUGGAUUUUUCUUACCUUUUUCUGUCUUACUGUGAUUUUCUUUCAGUGUUAUUUUUGGUUGUAACUGCUUGAAAUAUAUUAAAUAAUAAAUAAUUAUUAACAAUUCAUGUCAAAUGCCUGCU
Messenger RNA from Clupea harengus (Atlantic herring), 6582 nucleotides. RefSeq names its product envoplakin b (gene evplb). Gene Ontology annotation, cellular component: cytoskeleton; cytoplasm; intermediate filament. Gene Ontology annotation, molecular function: structural molecule activity; cadherin binding. Lineage: Eukaryota; Metazoa; Chordata; Actinopteri; Clupeiformes; Clupeidae. The record is from RefSeq and is a predicted model, not a curated record. Gene Ontology annotation, biological process: intermediate filament cytoskeleton organization; wound healing.